Messenger RNA from Anoplophora glabripennis (Asian longhorned beetle), 7440 nucleotides. It is a transcript of the gene shg, whose product is annotated as DE-cadherin. The record is from RefSeq and is a predicted model, not a curated record. Gene Ontology annotation, cellular component: plasma membrane; catenin complex. Bases 551 to 4981 code for a protein of 1476 amino acids. The transcript has 12 exons. NCBI's taxonomy places the organism in Eukaryota, Metazoa, Arthropoda, Insecta, Coleoptera, Cerambycidae. Gene Ontology annotation, molecular function: cadherin binding; calcium ion binding. Gene Ontology annotation, biological process: homophilic cell-cell adhesion.
CACUCCUUUGCCGUGUUGGUUAGGCGAUUUUUAACGGUCUGAAAUAGUUUAAACUGUGGACGGGAUAUUUUAUUGGAAAAUAAACUGUUAUUGGGCAGUUUUAACUAUUUUAUUCAAUAAAAUACACUAGUAUUUUGUGUAAAGGCAGCAUAAUUAUUGUUUGAAAGAUUUACGAAAAGUUCAAUUGGUUGAAAAUAAAGUUGGCAACUGUACUAAGCAUCAUCGAGGAAAAUUGUGAGUCAUUAUACUCUCGGACUGUGCGUAUGGCGUGAGUUCUUUGUGCCUUCGGUGUUUGUUAGGUGUAGUUUAAGUUAUAUUUAAUGUAAAUUAAAGUGUCUUGUACGUAAAUACUAACUGAAUCAAAAUCAACUGUGAUAUGUUAAAUUUGCACAGCCACGUGUAUCAACGAAAACGACAAUAUCUUUAAAAUCCAGGUUAAAGAUGUAAACAUUGAUACAACGAAAACAUUUAUUGUAAUGUUGCUGCAGCCUGCAUUUCAAACGUUAUUUUUUUGUAAAUUGGGCGGUGUAAUAUAAAAGUGAUAAGUAAAAUGGAACGUUGGAGCUAUAUCUUAUAUUUAUGUAUGUGUUUUACAUUAAUACAGACUCAAGUUACUCCUAUGUAUAAUAGAGGUGUAAGUGAUAAUUCAGUAGAUUCUACUUCUACAAAAGAUAAAAUUGCAAAGAUAACUACAGGAUUCAAUAGGAAGCCGAUAUUUGUUGAUUGCAAAUUUUACACACCUUCCGUUAAAGAGGAACAGCCAAGUGGGACACCUGUUAUAGCGGUUCAUGCAGAAGAUAAUGAUCCAAAAGAUGCCGGAGGCAUGGUCACUUAUAAAAUUAUAAAACGGGAAGGCGAACGGGCCUAUUUUCAAAUAAAUAAUAUCACAGGUGAAAUUUUUACAUCGAUGUCAUUCGAUCGUGAUGAGCCUACCCGUCAAAAAGAACUCUAUGUAACGGUACAAGCAACUGAUAAUGGUAGGCCUCCACUUGCUGACAUUUGUUCUUUUAAAGUUACUGUGACAGAUAUCAACGACAACGCACCAAGCUUCGAUUCAUUUGACUAUAAAGCAAACGUAAAUGAAGACACAAAACCAAACAGUGAAGUUAUGAGAGUAUUUGCUUACGACCUGGAUGAUGGAAAAAAUUCAGAGUUGACAUAUAAUUUUGAAAGAAAUGAAAUAUUUUUGAAAUACUUUAGAAUCGAUAGUGGUACAGGACUGGUUUAUCUUAACGAAGUGUUGGGGAAAGGAAAAAAAGAUACGAAAUUUACUAACACAGUUAUUGUAAGUGAUAACGGUAAUGAUAAUAACGAAGGCCCCAAGUCUUCAAAAGCGGAAGUCUCUAUAAUUGUUGUGGGUUCUGAUAAACAACCACCAAAAAUUGUCAGCAUAGAACCCUCACAGUUAAAGCUACCCGAGAGUUUUAUUAAUUAUUCUCAGAAACUAGUGACAAUUGAAGCAGAAUCAAGCAUGCCCGAAAAAGAAAUUGCGUUUGAGUUGGUAAAGGGUAAAACUGCUCAAACAAAUAAAGAUCAAACCUUUUUGUUAGUUCCUGAAAAUGAGGUGGCUUAUAUUAAAUUAGGUCGACCAUUGGAUUAUGAAAUGGUAACUGAAUAUACGUUAACGGUUCGUAUGAGGAACAAAAAUCUUAUGGACACUUCAAUUAAUAUACAUAUUGAAAUUGAAGAUGUAAAUGAUGAAAUACCCAAUUUUCUAGAAUUUCUUAGAGGCAGUGUUGUUGAAAAUGAUAACCCAGGAGCACAAGCUAUACAGGUGAGAGCUAUCGAUAAAGAUGGAACUUCGGCACAUAAUCAAGUGAGCUAUGAACUUGUGGAUAACAAAGACAUAUUUUCAAUAGAUAAAACAACUGGUAUAAUAACAUCUAAGGUUGUUUUUGACCGUGAGCGUAUUCCUCUCUACCAUGUCAUGGUUAAAGCCUACGAUAACUCUCCAUCAGCGUUAAUACAAAAUUCAAGUGAACCCAACAUAGUCAUGCAAGCAUUUCAAAUUAGUAUUGAGGAUCAGAAUGAUAACAAACCACAGUUUACACGGCCUCUUUAUCAAUUUAAUGAUAUAUCUGAAAGUGCUGAUAGAGCUAGUACUGUUGGAGAAGUAACAGCCACUGAUAAUGACACAGCAUCUCUCAUUACUUACAGUAUAGUGGAAGGCAACAUAAAUGAUGCUUUUUCUAUGGAAAAUACGACGGGAAGAAUUAGAGUGCACGGACAGCUUGAUUUUGAACAGAUUGAACAAUAUGAGUUGAAAGUAAAGGCGUUUGAUGGCAAAUUUGAGGAUACUGCCAGAGUCAUAAUAUCUAUACUAAAUGAAAAUGAUGAACGACCAGUUUUUGAAAAUUAUACCAAAGAGGUUAGAUUUGAAGAAGAGACACUCAUAGAGGGGUGUAUUAAAACUAUGAUUGCUUAUGAUCCAGAUAUUAAAAAUCGAAGCGCUGACCAACACAUCGUUUUUGAAGUUGAUAGGCAACAAAGAGAUUUUCUAACAGUGACCAAUGAAGGUUGUGUUAAAUUAAUAAAACCCCUUGAUAGAGACCCACCAUAUGGUACCCCUACCAGACAAGUUUUUAUUUAUGCUUUAGAUAGUGACGGAGGUACUAAUUCUUUAAGAAGUUUUGCGGAAAUUGAAAUUGUGCUUGAUGAUAUUAAUGACAAUGCUCCAUAUUUGAAUGUUACCGAAAUUGUGUGGUAUGAAAAUCAACCACCGGGGUUAAUAGGAACAUUAAGUGCUAAUGAUAUUGAUAGUCCUGAAAAUGGUCCUCCAUUUACAUUUAGACUUGACGAGUCUAAUACUCGUGAAAUUACAGACAAAUUUUCCAUUAGCGGUGAUCAAUUGUUUGCCCGUGUAACCUUUGAUAGAGAGGAGAAAAAAUAUUAUGACAUAUCUAUCUCCAUAACAGACAGUGGUACGCCUCGACAAACUGGGGUAAGUACUUUAAGGGUUAUAAUUGGAGAUGUAAAUGAUAAUGCAGCCAAAGAUGGAGAAAGUAACAUAUUUGUUUAUAAAUAUGUCAAUGGACCAGAUAGGGAUAUUGAAAUCGGAAGAGUUUUUGUCGAUGAUCCCGAUGACUGGGAUUUACCCGAUAAAGUUUUUGUUCAACAAAAUCUAUUCGACGAAUUUUCUUUAAGUAGAACUAAUAAUGGAAUGAUUUUAAUGAAGCCUACUACUUCGGCUGGAACUUAUGUCGUCAAUUAUGAAGUGACGGAAAGUCAUGAACCAGACAUUCCGACGCAUACAGUUAAGGCUGUUGUCACAAUAACUAUUAAGGAAAUUAUUGAAGAAGCUGUUAGAAAAUCUGGAUCCAUUCGCAUGCAAGGAUCAACUAUAGAAGAAUUUGUUGGGGAACCUAUGGGAGAGAAUGGAUUUAGCAAAAAAGACCUUCUUCAGCAACGUGUCUCUCAAAUUUUAAAUACGUCCCUUGAAAAUGUCGAUGUGUUUACUGUAAUACGAUCCCCCAACAAAAAUGAUAUGAUUGAUGUUCGAUUCUCAGCACAUGGAUCGCCAUAUUAUGCACCAGAAAAGCUAAAUAACAAAGUUACAGAACAUCAAGAUAACCUUGAAAAUAAAUUAGAUGUCGAGUUUGUGAUGGUUGGUAUAAGCGAAUGUAUAAACGAAACAGUCUGUCCAGAGUUUUGUUCUUGUACAAAUGUCCUUACUAUAUCAGAAGAACCAGCUGUUGUUUUUACAAAUAGGACAUCUUUUGUUGGAGUCGGUGCAGUAGUUGAACCAGUGUGUGAAAUUAUUCCAAGAGAGGUGCCCAAUUGCUUAAACGGCGGAAUUUCUGGUGAGAAUGGCACGUGUAGCUGCCCAGAAGGAUUUCAGGGACCUCAUUGUGAACUAUUAGCUAUUGGUUUUGCUGGUGAUGGCUGGGCGAUGUAUCCUACUUUUGAUGCAUGGAACAAUACUGAAAUUACAAUAGCGAUAAUGCCUCAAACUGAAACAGGAUUAGUGUUCUAUGCUGGACCAAUGACUACGAGACAUGCAGUACUUUCGAAAGAUUUUAUAUCUUUGGAAUUGAAGAACGGAUUUCCUUUACUAAGACUAAAUUUUGGUAAUGGAACUAAAGAAAUCUAUGCUAAUAAGAAUAUUAAAAAAUUAAAUGAUGGUGCUACUCAUAAACUCAGGAUUACAUAUACCUCAUAUGAUGUACAAAUUGAAAUAGACGAUUGUAAAAGCCAGUGCACUACUUGGGAACAAAUGGAGGAGAAAGGAUUAUUAAACGUUAACGGACCUUUGCAGUUAGGAGGGACGAAGUUCAGAUUUACUGAGGAAGAAUCUAAACAAAUUUGGAAUCACCUUCCACCUACUCACCUUGGAUUUUCUGGUUGUAUCAGAAAUUUAACAUAUAAUGGAUUUUAUUACAAUCUUGGAGCACCCUCCGAUGAGUACAAGUCUUACCCGGGUUGUAACUAUGGGGUAAUGCAAGCUGUUACUUUUGGAAUUGAUUCAAACUUCUUAGUUGCAAUUUUGGUGUGUGUUGCCAUUUUAAUAAUAUUGCUGUUGGCCGUAGUUGUUCACAGACGUAAACAAGAUAACUUAAAUGAAAAAGAUAUAGAUGACACUCGUGAGAACAUAAUAGAUUAUGAAGAUGAAGGUGGUGGAGAAUGUGAUGCUAAUUACGACUUAUCGGUGUUCCGAGCAAAUAAUAUGAUUGAUGAAAAACCAAUUAUGAGAGAAAAUCCAGAUGUGCCAGCUGACAUAAGUAGUUUCUUAGACACAAAGAAAGAUGUGUGUGAUAAAGAUCCUGACAAUUUACCAUAUGACGAUGUUCGCCAUUAUGCAUAUGAAGGUGACGGAAACAGCACUGGUUCUUUAUCUUCCCUGGCAUCCUGCACUGAUGAAGGAGAUUUGAAGUUUAAUUAUUUGUCUAAUUUCGGUCCGAGAUUCCGUAAGUUAGCCGAUAUGUAUGGGGAAGAUCCCAGUGACGAAGACUCUCAUGAUGGAGGUGAGGAAUCCUGGUGCUAGAUUGUUGCAUGUUCAUAGAAAACAAUUAUUUUCUAUUGUACUUAAUCAAUUACUGUGUUUGACCAAAGAUAAAUAAUAUUUUUGGAUAGAACUGACAAGUCUUGUAAAUAUAUAUUUUUGAUUUCAAUUUAAUGUAGACUGAGACAUAGCAAAUGCUAUUAGCAUUUUUGUGACCACAGACGGUGUAGAGUGUAGGUUUUUCUAUAUAUAGUAUUUAUUAUUAAGGUGAAAGCGAUAUUUCCACCUAAUAAGCUCGUGAUAAACACUGUUUCGAUCAUUUGAAUGAAAACCAGGCCCUCGGGCACCAGAAAUAAAAAAAAUGAACACUUCCAAGAUGGUGUCUAGAUGGCAAUUUCACUGUGAUUUUAAUAUGUAAGGUAGAGUAGGUAUCACGUUAUUUAUAAUUUGUUUUUACGUAAUAAUUAGAAAUGCAAUUUUUUCAAAAAAGACUAUAAAAACCACGUAUAAUAGUUACAAAAUAUUUUGAACUAAUUUUCUGGAAGUGUACAUUUUUUUUUAGGAAAAAUAAAUAUUUUUGCUUUUAAUGUAACCCUGAUUUUCAUACAAAAGUAUGAAUUCCUUAACAGUGAUAUUUGAGCUAUAAAAGGAAGUGCAAGUAGGUUUCACAUGGCCUUAAUACUGUGUUUGAAUAAGCCUUGUCAAAAAAGGCAUAUAUAAAUAUAUCACCUAAUUUUUGUAUUAUAAAGAAUGUGUAUGUAAAUUAUUGACAUCUACAAUAUUAUAUAAAUAUUUGAAAUGUCUUGACUUAAUAACCUUUUAUGCUAUUAUUCUGUGACAUGGUGUUUUUCUAUAAUUUAUUUUCUACUAUUUGUUAAUUUUUUUUUAAUAUAAAAUAGGUUAGGUGUAUGUAAUCAAUAUAUUUUUCAUAUACAGUGAAAAUAAUACGUAUAAUCAAAAUUAAAUUAGGUUUAACAUAAGUAAAGGAAACGGUUUGUAUCAGAUCUACAACAUCAUAUUGCAUGAAACCUUUUUCAUCCGAUUAUAAAAUAUAAUAAUACUUGUAUUAAUGCUUAUGUUGGAUAAUUUUACCGGACAUGUCAAAAAUUGGACAUUAAAAUAUAUUUAUUAAGAGUGGAAUAUACAAAUUUAGUUUUUGGUUUAUGGAUUGCAUUUGGGCUUUUUCUUUAUUAUUUUCUAAAAUCAUUUGGUCUAAUAGAAUUUUUCUUUCCCAUAAGCGUGGAUAUUAACAUUAGCGGAAACUAUAAUUAAAAAAAAACUAGUGUGCAACGAAAAUUAAGUUAUUCAAUUCGACAGUCACAUUACUAGUUAAUUUAAUGAUAUAUGUGGUUUAAGAACUACCGGUUGUCAUGCUACUUGCCAAUAUGUAUGUAUUCGAGAAAUAGCUUUCAAUGCUUCUUAAAGCGUUAUAGGAUAAAGGGAAGUACUCCUGUAUAUAGAUACUAAAUUUAUUUUACGUGUUUUAAAGAUCUUUCAUAUAUCUAGUUCAACAUAAGUAGAACCAUGACAAAUUAUAAUAUUUCAUAAUCAACAGCUCAUUUCAUCCUGUUCGAUGAAAAUAACAGAGCAAUAUUCAUUUGUGACUAAUUUUUGUGACAAUAUUAGUGCUCAAAGUGACUGAAUUUAAAAAAUGCAUUUCAGAGGUCUUAAUUUUUAUAAAAUAUGUCAUAAGUAACUAUUAGAGCUGUUAACACAGGAUGCAAAAUAGUUUUGGCACAAACUUUACAGACAAAAUUAAAAGAUCAUAAAGUGCAGUCAAUGAGACUAGUACCUAUAUUUAUUUUUUACUUUUUGCCUUUUUGGCAAUUACUAAUUCAGUUAUCUAUAAAUUUAGUUAAUUAAUAAUAUUUAGUGUGCUUUAUAUCCUCAUUGAAAGUAUUUUAUGAUGCAUUUAACAAUAUUUAGUUUCUUUCAAUCUUAGAUAAGUCAAUUAGUUUAUUGGUUAUACUGAAAUGCCAAUUAUUUUUAUAUAAAUCAUUGUGUAUGUUAAGAACAAUUAGUAUUUUAAUUUUAUACAGAGUACAGCAUUUAUAUUUUUAAGUUAGAUUAUGAACAUUCCUUUAUUACUUUUGUGAUUUUUGGCAGCCAUUGAUAAUUUUUUGUUUUAUAUAUUUUGAUCUCAUUUGGAGAAAUUGUAGUUAAAUUUUCAUAUAUUGUUUAUAAUCUUCAUUCCAUUGUUAAAUAAAAUAUCAUGUUUUUAAAGAAUUUGAAAAUCUGAAAACUUUACAACUGGAUUUUCAAAUUUUUUGAGUUGUGCAGUAAAUAAUCACUUUUAUAAUUGUAUUUUAAUAAACAAGUAUUACUAUAUUGAUGUUCAAGUGAAUUAUGUUUUUAUUUUCGUAUGAUACUUCCGUAGCAGUAAUGUUUAUUUUAAAAUGUGCCUUUACUAAGCAAGCUUAGUACUAUAGAGUUAGAAAUUUGCUCACUGCCAUUUAUAAAAAUGUAUAACCUCUAUUUUACAAUAAAAUAUAUAAUGCGUA